Messenger RNA from Passer montanus (Eurasian tree sparrow), 5867 nucleotides. RefSeq names its product kelch like family member 1 (gene KLHL1). The record is from RefSeq and is a predicted model, not a curated record. NCBI's taxonomy places the organism in Eukaryota, Metazoa, Chordata, Aves, Passeriformes, Passeridae. Gene Ontology annotation, molecular function: protein binding. Bases 2576 to 4813 code for a protein of 745 amino acids. The transcript is spliced from 11 exons.
CACUUUCUUGGGUUACACUAUAAGAUAUAUUCAUUGAGUGACCUCUGAAGUAUAUUUAGAAAAGAUACUUUUUUUGGAAUGUACUUUCAUUUAUUUUUAUCUAUUUAGGUAUUUAUCUAUUUAUCUAACUUAUCAAUGGUUCACAUCAAAUUAUCUAUUUAAAUAUUAAAGCAGAUUUAAAAAUUACUAAGAUUUAUAACAUGACAAGAAAUGAUGCAAUCCUCCUCAAAUCAGAAUAUGUGAAUAGGCUUAAUCAGUUAAGAGGUAUUAAACACAGAAGAGACAGUAUUCUGUCUAUCUGUAUAUUAAUUGAUUAAAUCUAUUUUAUAUGAAGAUAAUCCCAUCUUUUAGAUCAUGUAACUAGACACUAAGUAGCCAGUAUUCACUAUAGAUGAUUUCAUAUAUUUCAUCAUAACAGAUGCAUUUCUAGACUCUCAGAAAUUACUGAAGUUUCAUCUGUCCUAUUCUAGAUGAAGAUUUCUAGGCAUUUCUUCCUGCGGCUCUCCUAAGCAGCACAUACUUAGAUCAGUUCCUGGAUAAAAGUGAACUGUGUCUUCUGUUUUAUUUAGAAUGGUUUUUGUCUCUUUUAUCACUGAAUACUGAGAAAAAAGUUGAGGCACCAGGGAGUUUUUAGUCCAGCUGUUGUGGUAUAAAUCAAUAUUUAAAAUGCACAGUGGCAAUUUUUCUUCCUUUGAAAGUAGGACUUGUUACCCUGCAUUCUUGUACUGUUAAAUCCAAGACUUUAUCAGUGUUAAACACAAACCCUAAUAUUGUUUUUUAUCCAGAAGCACUACUCCACUGACAAAUUCAACAAAACAGUAAUAUACUUCAGUCAUGAAGUAAAUAUAACAGUAAUAAAAUUUUUAAUUCAUGUUUGAUUUUUGUGCUUCCCUGGAGGAAUUUUCAAGCUAUAAUACUUUAUGAAUGAGGAGUUAAAACAUUCCAGCUUGAGAAAAAUAAGUCCUUCAACCUUAUUUAUUGAUUUCAGUGUUAGAACAACAAACUUUUAAGAGCUCAUGGGUGCAUGGGUAAAGCUGGCCAAUGCAAAAAUUCCUCGUUGAAAAUACAAUCUGUUUCAUCACUUUCUUAGGGAUAAAUCUUCUUCUAAAACAUUACUUAGUAAGGCACAGGUGAAUUGCAGGUAUUCUGUCUAUCAUCUUAUUGCCACCAACUACUCAUGCGUGGGGUUUACGAGCCAGGUGACGAUAUGCAAUUUCGCUUCCAUAUCCUUCUCCUACAUUUCACCAUAAAGCUUUUAAUUCUGUAAUUAUGUCCCCGAUGCAGUGUACUCUGUGACACCCCUCCCAAGUGGGCAGAUGUUCCUAAGCAGAUCUCUUAUGUUGUGAAAGGAACCUCCCUUGGGUUUAGCACUGUCAGACUGCAUUAAGAGCAGGUAUGAAAGGUAAGAAGCAGAUGUGUUAUGCUAUUUCUGUUUGACACACUGUACCUCUAGCCAAUGUUUUCUACUGGUACAGCAACACUGAGCCAACAGGCUAAUGAAUGGAGCCUGCAGAAUACAUUGUUAACCUGCAACCUCAUCCAGUCUGCAUGCAGUCUAUUAAGUCAGUACUCCUAUUAUUCACAUUUCUUGUGUUUACUGCUGCUGAUACAUUUGUCGUUGUACUUUAUUUUGCCUCCAGUAAUAUACAGCUGUCUCAGAACCAAAAUACCAAGUUGAGUAGACCUGCACUGGAGGGAGAAGAGGAGGAGGCUGUGAGGACAGUGAGUGACCUGCCGACUUACUUGCACGACGAAGCUUGAAGCAUCUCUUUUUCCCUCUGUCUCUUCACACUGACGGCCCCAGAGCACAUCUACGUCACAUGCAAGGGAGGGGGCGGCUUGGUGAGAGGCGCCGAGAUAGACAGAAAAUUGUAUACUGAGGACCUUGACAGCCUCACGGGCGGGAUUUUUUUUCCCCCUCCUACGUACAGUGCAUAUAAAGGAGCCCCGAUUUCUUUCUGUGCCAGCUCUCAGGCUUUGCCAUCCCAGAUAACGGCAGGCAUGGGACUCCCCAGAGAAACGGGAUGGAAAGGCGGGAGGUGGAGAGAGGCUUCCAGGUGACUUUUUCCUCUCUGCCUGCACUCGGUCACGGAGCUCUAAGAGACUGAGGAGGUGCCACCUGCCUCCCGCCGUGGCUGCUGCCGCCGCCGCUCCUCUCCGGGCUCGCUCCCCCGUUAAUCAGAUUAGCGCGUCGUAGCAGCCUCCCUCACCCGCUCUUCCAUCGCAAGUGUCCGUCUCCCCUGAGAGAUGUGUCUCAAUUCUGCCUCUCUCUCCUCCCCUUUCCACUGAUCACCGUGCAGUUCUCGUCAGCUCUGGGCAUCUCUCCCUUUCUCUUUCUCCUUUUCCUGCUGAGUGUCUCUGCCUCCUCUUGGCUCUGUGCAUCGCUCCAUCCAUCCUCCCUCUCUCUCCGCACUGGUGUGUGCGCGCAUCUCUCUCCGCCCGGCGGCUGCCACCUUCGCCCUACAAGCGCGGCGCUGCCCGGAGGAGCCGCCGCUGCCGCCGCCGCCGCCCGGCCCUGCCUGGCCGCCGUGAGUCCCGCCUCAGCCCGCGCCCGUCCCCCGCCCGCCGCGGCACCAUGUCCGGCUCCGGCAGGAAAGACUUCGACGUGAAGCACAUCCUGCGCCUCCGCUGGAAACUGUUCAGCCACCCCUCGCCGGCGGGCGGCCCGGCGGGGGGAGGCUGCCUGCCGCCCGACAGCAGCUUCGAGCACUGGGGACCGAGCCAGAGCCGCCUGCUGAAGAGCCAGGAGAGAGGCAACGGCGUCUUCUGGAAGAAAUCCGCCUCCUCCGCCUCCUCCUCGGCGGCCACCACGGCCAGCCCGCCCAACGGGACGCUGCUGCCCGCCGGCGGCCGGCCGGCCACGGGGCACGGCCCGGGACCGCCGCCGCCCCGCACCGUCUUCUACGUGGAGUCCCUGGAGGAGGUGGAGGAGGAGGCGGUGCCCGGCGGGAUGGAGGUGGCCCGCGAGCCCGAGAAGCCCCUGGCCCCGCCGGAGCGGGAGGAGGCGCCGGGGGGCUGCGCCGAUGGAGGCAGCCGGGCAACAGGUGACGGAGGCGGGCACAGACUGUCAGGAGCCAGCCACCCCUUGCCACCCCACUGUGACAUGGAUUCAUGUAGCUCCGAGGAAUUCUACCAGGCUGUUCACCAUGCAGAGCAAACCUUCAGGAAAAUGGAGAGCUACUUGAAGCAGCAGCAGCUCUGUGAUGUUAUCCUGAUUGCUGGUGAUCGCAAGAUACCUGCACACAGACUUGUCCUCAGUUCUGUCUCUGACUACUUUGCUGCCAUGUUUACAAGUGAUGUUUGUGAAGCCAAGCAAGAAGAGAUCAAAAUGGAAGGCAUAGACCCCAAUGCGCUGUGGGACCUUGUUCAGUUUGCAUAUACAGGCUGCCUGGAAUUAAAAGAAGACACCAUUGAAAACCUCCUGGCAGCUGCCUGCCUUCUCCAGCUCCCCCAAGUAGUAGAGGUUUGCUGCCAUUUUCUAAUGAAGCUUUUGCACCCAUCCAACUGUUUGGGAAUACGAGCAUUUGCUGAUGCACAAGGGUGCACAGAGCUUAUGAAGGUGGCUCACAACUACACCAUGGAGAAUAUAAUGGAAGUUAUAAGAAAUCAAGAAUUUUUACUUCUACCUGCCGAAGAACUCCAUAAACUUCUUGCCAGUGAUGAUGUGAAUGUUCCUGAUGAAGAGACCAUUUUCCAUGCCUUAAUGAUGUGGGUGAAAUAUGAUAUGCAGAGGCGAUGCAAUGACCUAAGUAUGCUGCUUGCUUAUAUCAGAUUACCACUCCUUCCACCUCAGAUAUUGGCUGACCUGGAAAACCAUGCACUUUUUAAGGAUGAUCUAGAGUGCCAGAAGCUUAUUCUGGAAGCCAUGAAAUAUCAUCUUUUACCAGAAAGAAGAACUCUUAUGCAAAGUCCAAGAACUAAGCCUAGAAAAUCUACAGUUGGAACGCUUUAUGCUGUUGGAGGAAUGGAUAACAACAAAGGAGCUACAACUAUUGAAAAGUAUGAUCUCAGAACAAACAUAUGGAUUCAGGCUGGAGUAAUGAAUGGCAGGAGGCUUCAGUUUGGUGUUGCUGUCAUCGAUGACAAGCUGUUUGUCAUUGGAGGCCGGGAUGGUUUAAAGACGUUAAACACUGUUGAAUGUUACAAUCCAAAGACCAAGGCUUGGACUGUGUUACCACCUAUGUCAACCCAUAGACAUGGCUUAGGAGUUACAGUGCUUGAAGGGCCUAUUUAUGCAGUGGGAGGACAUGAUGGUUGGAGUUAUUUGAACACAGUUGAGAGGUGGGACCCUCAAAGUCAGCAGUGGACAUUUGUGGCAAGUAUGUCAAUUGCCAGAAGCACUGUUGGAGUAGCAGCAUUAAAUGGCAAGUUAUAUUCUGUUGGAGGUCGGGAUGGAAGUUCAUGUUUGAGCUCAAUGGAAUAUUAUGAUCCUCACACAAAUAAGUGGAAUAUGUGUGCUCCUAUGUGUAAGAGAAGAGGAGGUGUAGGCGUGGCUACCUGUGAUGGCUUUCUUUAUGCAGUUGGAGGUCAUGAUGCUCCUGCUUCUAAUCACUGUUCUCGUCUGCUGGACUACGUGGAAAGGUAUGACCCAAAAACUGAUACGUGGACAAUGGUGGCUCCACUGAGUAUGCCUCGAGAUGCUGUUGGUGUUUGUCUCCUUGGUGACAAAUUAUAUGCAGUAGGUGGAUAUGAUGGUCAGUCAUACCUGAACACUAUGGAAGCAUACGACCCUCAAACUAAUGAGUGGACACAGAUGGCUUCCUUAAAUAUUGGAAGGGCUGGUGCCUGUGUUGUAGUCAUCAAACAACCAUGACUUUGUCAGCACUGCUUAGGAUUUUACUGACUGUGAAAUGAUUAUUUUUCUAUGAGACAAGAGAAUGAUAACUUCACAAGAACAAGGAUCUACACAGUGAAUACACUGUUGAUCACAAACUUGAAGUAUGGAAGUGACAAAGAUUAAGUAUUUAUGCCCUAUAAAAUCAUAAAACCGUUCACAGUCAGUGAACAAGAAAAAAGCCCCCAGAGUAUUGUAGGCGUAAAUAUGUGAAUGUAGAGUAGUGAGUUCAGGUAUUGCUCUCAUGAAUGUGUCCUGAAGAACUGGAUAAUCAUGGGAAGUCUACACAAAGUGUGGAAAGGAAAAUGAGAACAGUUUUCAUGGCUGCAAGAGAAAUAUGAAAGUCUAUUUAAUCAAUUUUAAGCUGUGUUUUUUAAAAGAGAAAAGUGGAUAGUAAUAUAAUUUUUUUUUUGCUGUUCAGGUCUUGUCUUCAAAUGGGUUAUGGUCUUCUCAUUUAAAUGAGCAGUUUGACUUUACUGAAAGGAAGAGGUCAAAUGGUCUGAAUAUUCAUAGUGACUGAGUUGUGACUCUAAACCAGGAAGAAACACAAAACUAAAAGUAGGCUUUUUUCGUAACUUCAGAUUGUACCUCCUCACCUAUGUUAAUGCAUCUUAUAAAUUAUUUUAUUGAGUGGGAAGCCUGUGUGUUUAAUCAGGUAAUAUAAAAAAGUCCUGGGGCUGCACUGGGGCUUUGUUGCAAAUACGGGAGUCAAAGAAACAGUGACCUAAUUCUUUCUUAAGCUUAUAUUCAAUUUAAGCAUGUGGGCUCUAACCUCACUGUUUGAUGCAUCUACUGCAUGUUGGAAGCUCAUGACAAGCUGGAAAAUUGAUCCCCUUAUUUCACUGCAUCAUGUUAAUGGAUGAACCGUGACAAGAACAGUCUAUAGAGACUCUUUUAACAUUUCAAGAGGGAGAAAAAUCCUACAUUUUAUUUAUUUCUGAUGCUUGUAGAUACACAAUUUUGCCUACUUAGAGCUGCAAAAUUAUGACUUUCCACUUAUGACUGAGAAUAACUGCAAGUCAGGAAAUCAGAA